CACUUCUUUAGGACUGGAUGCAUCUCAUGCAAUUAUUUCCACUAAGAAGCUUACACAACCUGGAACCCCUGGGUGCAAAGAGUAGGAAUGAGCCGGAGUCCACAGGCUGAAGCUGAUGAAGUUCAAACCUUUAAGAGACCACAGAGAGGUACCAGAUACCAUCACAACUGAAGUCCUAAUUUUUGGAUAAUCCUUCCAUGUGGUGUCUUUGCACUCAAAUUCCAUUGACCAGAGUGUUCAUCCCUUAGACAGACAAUGGGUUCUCUCCCAUCACCCUCCGACACAGGGACUGCCUCCAGAAAAAUGACUUUUGAUGAUCUUCUCAUUGAGGCCGGAGGAUUUGGAAGAUUUCAGGUUAUGGUUUUAUUGAUUCUUUGUAUCCCUCGGCUCAUUGUCCCGCUCCACUUUCUACAGCAUGUCUUCAUCUCAGCUGUGCCACCCCACCACUGUGCCAUCUCUACCCAGAGGAACCCUGGGAACCUGAGCCAAGAGGAUCUUCUCUUCAUCAACAUCCCCCAAGAACCAGAUGGGACCUUCAGCUCCUGUAAGAUGUACUCUCAGCCACAGCCUCACCUGAUCCUCAACAGAUCCCAGGAGACCAUCAAUGGGUCUGAUGUGCAGAGCUGUGACCAGGGCUGGGAAUAUGACCUGUCCACCUUCUCCUCCACCACCGUUACUCAGUGGGAUCUGGUGUGUAGCCGCAGAGGGUUGAGUAAAGCUCUGGCCACUCUUUUCUUUAUUGGAUUGACGGUGGGCGCUAUCAUUUUUGGAGACCUGUCUGACCGAUACGGCCGCAGAGUGAUGCUCUUGGUCUCCAUGCUCCUGGCGAUAGUGUUUGGGGGAAUGUCUGCCAGUUCCAUAUCAUACUUUAUGUUUGCUGUCUGCUCGGCCCUCUCUGGAUGCACUUUUUCAGGACUCACUCUCAAUAUAAUUUCUUUAAGUGUGGAGUGGGUGGACGCACGGCAUCGCACUGACGCUGGUAUAAUUACUGGCUUCUGCUGGUCUAUCGGGAACUGUGCCCUGGCACUGUUGGCGUAUCUCCUGAGAGACUGGCGCUGGCUGUUGGUGGCCAUCACUGCCCCCCUUGUCCCGGCUGUUAUCAGCAUCUGGUGGGUUCCUGAGUCCGCACGCUGGCUGUUGGCAAAGGGUCGUGCUAAGGAGGCUGAAGAAGUGCUGAUGAGUUGCGCUGCCAUGAAUGGUUGCAGUUUGGAUGCAUUCAAGAAGAACAGUGAGAGUAUCCAGGCACUGGCGGAAGCUGACCCCUCAUCUCAUACCUAUUCUUACAUCGACCUCUUCCGUACACCACGUCUCCGGAGGAUCUCUGUGUGUUGCGGGCUGGUGUGGUUUGGUGUGGCAUUUUCCUAUUACGGCAUCAUUCUGAAUGUCUCUAGUUUUGGAUUUGACAUCUAUCUCACCCAUUUUCUCUACUCCUUGGUGGAAUUUCCUGGGAAGUUGGGUGUCUAUUUCCUCAUGAACCACCUGGGCCGCCGCUGGUCACUAAUCUUCACCAUUCUUAUGACUGGAGUUUGCAUCGGAGUGUCUGCCGGGAUCCCUCCAUCUCUGAGACCAUUCCGCACUGCAGUGGCCAUCAUUGGAAAAGGAUUUUCUGAAGCUGCAUUUACUGCCAUCAUCCUGUACACUGCCGAGCUCUUCCCCACUGUGAUCAGGCAGAAUGGCAUUGGAUACACUUCCUUCGUAGGACGACUUGGGGCCUCUGUGGCCCCUCUGAUGCUCCUGCUGGAUGACAUCUGGCACCUCCUUCCUCAGACCAUCUACUGUGUAACUGCUGUGGCUUGUAGCUUGUUGGCCUGUCUGCUGCCAGAGACGAUAAAUGUGCCUUUACCGGAGACCAUCGCCGAUGUGGAACAAAAAAGGGACUCCGAGCGGCUGAAUAACGGCGAUACCCCACUCACAGAACUGGCACCGAGAAGCACCAUGUGACCCAGAGACCAGAGGGGGGCGCACUCAUCCAGAUUUGUAAAUGUGAACCUUUCUUGUAGUCCUUUACCCCGAGUGUGGUGUACUGGGUGGAGCAUGCCUGUUCUAGUGGCAA
Molecule: messenger RNA, 2053 nt
Organism: Rana temporaria (common frog)
Lineage: Eukaryota; Metazoa; Chordata; Amphibia; Anura; Ranidae
Product: solute carrier family 22 member 7-like
Exons: 10
Coding region: 256-1941 (561 amino acids)
Biological process (GO): transmembrane transport
Molecular function (GO): transmembrane transporter activity
Source: RefSeq, a predicted model, not a curated record